This is a messenger RNA of Penicillium expansum, 1383 nucleotides long. Its product is annotated as Regulator of chromosome condensation, RCC1. The transcript has a single exon. NCBI's taxonomy places the organism in Eukaryota, Fungi, Ascomycota, Eurotiomycetes, Eurotiales, Aspergillaceae. The coding region runs from base 1 to 1383 and encodes 460 amino acids. The record is from RefSeq and is a predicted model, not a curated record.
AUGAGACUCUUCGCCUUCGGCUCCAACGGAUCGGGCCAACUAGGCAUCGGCCACGAAGAAGACGUCAGCACACCAACGCAAUGUCUCUUCGAGCAGCCAGAGCAACCCCAAGGAUCCCAAAGACACACCAUACCAAACAUCAGCCUCGCAGAUGAUUCUGAAAUUAUUACCAUUGCAGCAGGGGGAAACCACACCCUCCUUUUAGCAAGCAACGGCUCCAUCUACGCCGCUGGCUGCAAUACAGACGGACGGUGCGGGCCGCACAGGGAAACCAAAAACCCAAAAGAGCCCGAGUCUGACAUCAACGAAAGAAACAUCCUGCGCUUUCGUCAAAUGAUUCUGUCAGACACUGUAUCCGACACAGAGGUAUCCAAGUUCAAACAUGUUUCCGCGACGUGGGAGGGCACGGUUGCUGUAGCUUCCGUGUCUCGGACCCGCGGCAAUGACAUCGGCCAUGGACACAGUUCUGACACUGAAGAUCGAGUCUUUGUAUUCGGAUCCUCGCCUAAAGGCGAACUGGGUCUAGGACCAGACACCCCUGCCCCUGUCCCGGGGACAUGUAUCCCCUCCUUCCCGCCAGCGGGGCUGCGGAUCACAGCACUGGCGAGCGGGAUGGCGCAUUCGGCUGCUGUGCUCUCGAAUGGGGAUGUGUAUGGAUGGGGCGCGGCGCGGAAGGGUCAACUUGGGGAAGAGAAUCGAGGGGCUAGGGUUGCUUAUUCUCCUGUGCGGAUUUGUGUGCCGUUUUUCGCGGAGGCUGUUACUUGCGGGAGGGAGUUUACGGUUGUUUCGGGGCAGGGGCGGUUUGUUGUUCUUGGAGAUGGGGGGAAUCGGUGGGGUAUAUUGGGUGUGCCGGAAAGUUUAUCUUUGCGCGUGGGAUCGAAUGAUGAGGAUAGGGGUCUAGGUGAAGAUGGAGAUUAUUUACAGGAUGAUGAGAAAGGGGAUUGUGGAGGACGCAGUGGUACUAUUCGUUAUCGCUAUACUGGUAUUGGGGCUAGUUGGCAUGGGGUUUAUGUACAUGCUGCGCCUGGGCUGGGACGGGUGGAACCGUCGACAUCGGAUGCACAGACAGACUCUGAUUCUGAUUUUGUCGGUGGUUCCAUUGUCGCUUGGGGUCGCAACGAUCGAGGCCAACUUCCACCGCCGGAUCUCCCGCCUCCUGCUAAACUCGCUGUUGGUAGUGAGCAUGCCCUUGCUCUCCUGGGAGAUGGUCGAGUGGCGGCGUUUGGAUGGGGCGAGCAUGGGAAUUGUGGGCCUGAUACAGAUUCCCGGGGGAAUGUAUCGGGUACAUAUAAUGUGAUCUCGCUUUCCGAAGCUGUGGGUACGGAUGGGAAGGUUGUCGGCGUUGGAGCAGGGUGUGCGACUAGCUGGAUGAUUGUGACAUGA